Heterobilharzia americana is the source of this 366-nucleotide messenger RNA. The record is from the annotation of a GenBank genome assembly. Lineage: Eukaryota; Metazoa; Platyhelminthes; Trematoda; Strigeidida; Schistosomatidae.
AUGAUUGAACAUUUACCAGUUAGCCAAAGUGUCUCUUUAAAACAGCUUGAUGCUGAGAAUGAAGCACUAAUCAAUGAAUACUUUUCAUCAGAAAAAGUUGAUGAAGCCGCUGAACACUGUUUACGUUUAUUUGGUAGUAAAGCAAUGAAAUCAACCUAUGAAGAUCAUAAAUAUAAAAAGAGAACUGAUAUAAAAAUAGACGAAGAUGAUGAAUAUACACUAGAUCCAAGUUCACUUAGUUAUGCAGCACGUAAAUUGAAAUGGAGACAUUGUAUAAUAAAAGAAUUGGAUCGUAUUAAUCGUGGUCUAUUUCAAUGGAAUAUUGGUUCAAUGUUCAAAUUCCAUGAAGAUAAUAAUGCUGAAUAA